This is a messenger RNA of Cricetulus griseus (Chinese hamster), 2876 nucleotides long. The record is from RefSeq and is a predicted model, not a curated record. NCBI's taxonomy places the organism in Eukaryota, Metazoa, Chordata, Mammalia, Rodentia, Cricetidae.
UCUCUUCUCUUGUCCUAGGGAAUGUGAAGGAGCUGAUGGAUUUGGUUUACCACCAUGUUCCAGAGGCAAAGCUGGUAGAAUGCAUUGGUCAAGAACUUAUCUUCCUUCUUCCGAACAAGAAUUUCAAGCAGAGAGCAUAUGCCAGCCUUUUCAGAGAGUUGGAGGAGACACUGGCUGACCUGGGGCUCAGCAGCUUUGGAAUUUCUGACACUCCCCUGGAAGAGAUUUUUCUGAAGGUCACAGAGGACUCUGAUUCCAGCUCUAUGUUUGCAGGUGGCAUGCAGCAGAAAAGAGAACAUGGCGGUCUCAGGCACCCUUGUUCUGUUCCCACUGAGAAGGUCAGGCAGCCUGCCCAGGGCCCCCACACCUGCUUCCCAGGACAAGUGGAUCCUUCCAAGGGACAGCCUUCCCCAGAGCCAGAGGAACCCGGUGCCCCAUUCAACACAGGUGCUCGGCUGAUUCUUCAACAUGUGCAGGCGCUGCUGGUCAAGCGAUUCCACCGCGCUGUCCGCAGCCACAAGGACUUUCUGGCUCAGAUGGUUCUUCCUGCCACUUUUGUAUUUUUGGCUCUGAUGCUUUCCAUCAUUGUGCCUCCGUUUGGUGAAUUUCCAGCUUUGACCCUUCACCCCUGGAUGUAUGGGCAUCAAUAUACCUUCUUCAGCAUGGAUGAGCCCAGCAAUGAACACCUCGAAGUGCUGGCAGAUGUCCUCCUGAACAAGCCAGGCUUUGGCAACCGUUGCCUAAAGAAGGAGUGGCUUCCGGAAUACCCCUGUGGCAACUCAACCUCCUGGAAGACACCUUCUGUGUCCCCAAACAUCACCCACCUGUUCCAAAAGCAGAAAUGGACAGCAGCCCACCCCUCUCCCUCCUGCAAGUGCAGUACCAGAGAGAAGCUCACUAUGCUGCCAGAGUGCCCUGAGGGUGCUGGAGGGCUCCCACCCCCACAGAGGACACAACGCAGCACUGAAGUCCUACAAGACCUCACAAACAGGAACAUCUCCGACUACUUGGUAAAAACGUAUCCUGCUCUCAUAAGAAGCAGCUUAAAGAGCAAAUUCUGGGUCAAUGAACAGAGGUAUGGAGGAAUCUCUAUUGGAGGGAAGCUUCCUGCCAUCCCCAUCACAGCGGAAGCACUUGUUGGUUUUUUAGGUGACCUUGGCCAGAUGAUGAAUGUGAGUGGGGGUCCUGUCACCAGAGAGGCCUCUAAAGAAAUGUUAGAGUUCCUCAAACAUCUUGAAACCAAAGACAACAUUAAGAUAAAUUAUGCCGUGAGUGCCGGGCUGGUGGUGGGCAUCUUCAUUGGAUUUCAAAAAAAAGCCUACACAUCUGCAGACAACCUUCCUGCUCUCGUUGCUCUGCUCAUGCUAUAUGGAUGGGCAGUCAUCCCCAUGAUGUACCCAGCAUCCUUCCUGUUUGAUGUCCCCAGCACAGCCUAUGUGGCUUUGUCUUGUGCUAACCUGUUCAUCGGCAUCAACAGCAGUGCCAUCACCUUCAUCCUGGAAUUAUUUGAGAAUAACCGGACACUGCUCAGGUUCAACGCCAUGUUGAGGAAACUGCUCAUUGUCUUUCCUCACUUCUGCCUGGGCAGAGGCCUUAUCGACCUGGCACUGAGUCAAGCUGUGACAGAUGUCUAUGCCCAGUUUGGUGAGGAGUACUCCUCCAACCCAUUCCAGUGGGACCUGAUUGGGAAAAAUCUGGUUGCUAUGGCAAUAGAAGGGGUAGUAUACUUCCUUCUGACACUCCUCAUCCAACACCACUUUUUCCUCACCCGGUGGGUUGCUGAGCCUGCUAGAGAGCCCAUUUUUGAUGAAGACGAUGAUGUAGCUGAAGAAAGACAAAGAAUUAUUAGUGGGGGGAAUAAAACUGACAUCUUAAGGCUAAAUGAACUAACCAAGGUUUACUCAGGCUCUUCCAGUCCAGCAGUAGACAGAUUAUGUGUCGGAGUCCGUCCUGGAGAGUGCUUUGGUCUCCUGGGAGUGAAUGGUGCAGGCAAGACAACCACAUUCAAGAUGCUCACUGGGGACACCACAGUGACAUCAGGUGAUGCUACCGUAGCAGGCAAGAGCAUUUUAACCAAUAUUUCGGACGUCCAUCAAAACAUGGGCUACUGUCCUCAAUUUGAUGCAAUUGAUGACCUACUCACAGGCCGGGAACAUCUUUACCUCUAUGCCAGGCUGCGGGGUGUGCCAGCAGAGGAAAUCGAGAAGGUUGCCAACUGGGGUAUCCAGAGCCUGGGCUUGUCUCUCUAUGCUGACCGCCUGGUAGGCACCUACAGUGGCGGUAAUAAGCGGAAACUCUCCACGGCCAUAGCACUCAUUGGCUGCCCGCCGCUGCUGCUGCUGGAUGAGCCCACGACAGGGAUGGAUCCCCAGGCACGCCGCAUGCUGUGGAAUACCAUUGUGAGCAUCAUCAGAGAAGGGAGAGCUGUGGUUCUAACCUCUCACAGCAUGGAAGAAUGUGAAGCACUGUGUACACGGCUAGCCAUCAUGGUGAAAGGCGCCUUCCAGUGUCUGGGCACCAUUCAACACCUCAAGUACAAGUUUGGAGACGGCUACAUUGUCACAAUGAAAAUUAAAUCCCCAAAGGACGACUUGCUUCCCGACUUGAAUCCAGUCGAGCAGUUCUUCCAGGGUAACUUCCCAGGCAGUGUGCAGAGGGAGCGGCACCACAGCAUGCUACAGUUCCAGGUCUCCUCCUCUUCCCUGGCCAGGAUCUUCCAGCUGCUCGUCACCCACAAGGACAGCCUGCUCAUUGAGGAGUACUCAGUCACUCAGACCACGCUGGACCAGGUGUUUGUGAACUUCGCUAAACAGCAGAUGGAGACCUAUGACCUCCCUCUGCAUCCUCGAGCUGCUGGAGCCAGCUGGCAAGGCAAG